GAGGAGCGGGCGGGUAUGGCCUCCCCGCCUCACGGCGAGGUGCGGGCUCUGCGGGACCAGGUGGCGGCCCUGGAGGCGGACCUGGUCGCCUGCCGCGGGCAGCUGGAGCGGGCGCAGCGUCGGCUGCGGCGCACCGAGCGCCUCUACCGCGAGGCGCGUGGCGGCAGCGAAGCGCUGCGGCGGCAGGUUGAAGAGCUCACUAAGGAAAUCCACAGUAGGAAGGAGAAAGACACAUCUAGCGUAGAAGUACAAACAGAGGACUAUGCGUGGUCACAAACAGAUUAUUACUACUAUGAAAAUUAUUACAAUCACACUGAUGCUCAGGACUAUGCAUCUGAGCUACCAGUGCAGCACAAUCGUGGGACUGAAGGCACUGAGCAUGAUUUCACAGAGGAGUUGCAGAUGGACACUAAUAUUCCUUUAACGGUCAAUAGCACUGAAGUAGCUGAAGGUGGAGAAGAGGAAAAUCUGAUGCAAAAUUCACAGGAAGCAGAAGAUACAUCCGUACCGGAGGGUUCUUUGGCAGAGAGCUUGAGAGCUGCUGCAGAAGCUGCCGUUUCACAGACUGGAUUUAUAUAUGAUGAAAAUACGGGGUUGUAUUAUGACCACAGCACUGGAUUCUACUAUAAUUCGGAAAAUCAACUGUAUUAUGAUCCAGCAACUGGAAUUUAUUACUACUGUGAUGUGGAAAGCGGGCGAUACCAGUUUCAUUCGCGAGUGGAUCUGCAGUCUUAUCAGACUCCUGGUUCUCAGCAUGCCAAGGACAAGAAAGGGAAAAAGAAGAGAAAAGAACCAGAGUGGUCUACUGCAAAUGAGUAUAAGGAUAUGGACACAGAAGAGCAGAAAUCAUCUAACAAUUUGAAUUGCUUUUCCACUACUGAGCAAGUUAGUUCUACUGAAGAAGAAGAGUCUCCUAAUGCAAGAAAGAAGACAAAAAUGGACACAAAAAUACGAAACAGUCUAAGAGCCAAAGAAUCAAUUUCUACAGACAGUAUGAAUUCUCAUUCACACAAAAGUACACCAGAUACUGCAGCAUAUACAGAUGACAGUAGAACAGUAGACACAGAAAGUGAGCCUGAAGAAGGUGAAAUUACAGAUUCUGAACGUGAACCUUAUAGCAGUACAGAUGAAGUAACAAGUGAAGAAACCAAUGAUUCAGAAGAUUCAGAAAAUGAAGAUGAAGAAAAGAUUUGGCCUCCUUGUAUCAGAGUCAUUGUAAUAAGGUCACCAGUUCUACAGACCGGGUCACUUUAUAUUAUCACAGCUGUGAAACCUGCUACAAUUGGAAGAGAAAAAGAUGUUGGCCAUACACUUCAAAUUCCUGAAGUUGGAGUCAGUAAGUUCCAUGCAGAAGUAUAUUUUGACCAUGAUUUGCAAAAUUAUGUUCUUGUGGAUCAAGGCAGUCAGAAUGGAACAGUUGUUAAUGGAAAUCAGAUUUUACAGCCUAAAACGAAAUGUGAUCCGUACAUCUUGGAGCAUGGUGAUGAAGUGAAGAUUGGUGAAACUGUGCUUUCUUUUCACAUACAUCCUGGCAGUGACACUUGUGAUGGAUGUGAACCAGGUCAAGUCAGAGCGCAUCUUCGUCUGGAUAAGAAAAAAGAAUCUUCUGUUUGCCCAGCACUUAGUAAAGAAGAGAGAGAGUUAGUCAGAAGAAAAGCAUUAAAACAAAUACGGGUAAAAUAUGGCUUACAGAACACAGAGUAUGAAGACAACAAAGCAGUGAAGAAUCCAAAGUACAAAGAUAGAGCUGGAAAACGCAGAGAGACCAUUGGAAGUGAAGGAACUUUCCAGAGAGGAGAUACUCCAGCUUCUGUACAUAUUGAAAUCAGCGACAGCAACAAAGGACACAAAAUGUUGGAGAAAAUGGGAUGGAAAAAAGGGGAAGGCUUGGGCAAGGAUGGCAGUGGUAUGAAGGACCCAAUCCACCUUCAGUUACAUAAGAUGCAUGCAGGUUUGGGUACAAGUAGACCAACCUCAAUUGAAGAUAUUCAGAUCGUCCCAAGCAAGAAUAAGAAGAACUGGGAUAAAGCAAGAGAACGGUUUGCUGAAAACUUUCAGGAACCUAAACCACAAAAAGAUACACCUAAGAGUACACCUUGGGUUAGGGGGACUGCAGAGUAAAGUAUCUGGUUCCACACCAGGGUGGGUAAUACCUGUGUGUAAAUAGUUGGGAGAGAAUUUAUUUUUAUUCUCUUUUUCUUUUGCUAAAGCAGAGUUUUGGUGAUAUGUAAAAUACAGUUGUGAAAAAAAUAUGCAAGAUUAACUUGAGUAUGUUAAUUGGUUUUCUGUAGUCUUCAUGCUUUUAUAAAAACACAUUUUUAAUAAAUGAAUGAAACAUAGGGGAUAUUCAACCUUAAGUACUUGAAGAUGAAUCUUAUCAUGAGCAGGAAGUUUCUUCAGUUCUGUUUUUACCACAAAUGUUCAUGGAAGGUCAAAGCAUCUGUUAAAUUUAAAUACAAUGCUUUUAACUUUUGAACAGUGUUCUAAAAGGAAGCUGAAACAAACACUCCUUCACCUCAUCAAGCACAAUGACCAGAAAGUUGUAUUGCCUUUUCCUCUCUUGUAUGUUUAUUCACGACUGUGAUGAAACUGCUCAGCAAGAGGUACAUUACUCUUAAAUUCAUGCAGUCCACUGCUAGCCAUGUCUCAGCUUACCUUCAGUGGAGAAAAAUUGUUAAAUUGUUUUUUAAUGAUCCAUUGGUACUGUUUAGAAAUAAAUACAGUAUUCCAUGAAAUAAACAACAAACUUUGGUGAAGAAUACAGUGUUCAGAGGACAGCUUGUAGCAAAAAAUUUUCUUCUGUGAAGAAUUUGCUUGAAACUUGCUUAGUAAAUCUGUAUCAUGCCUUUUAAAACAGGAGGUAUGUUUAGAAAACUGCUGUGUGUGUGUAUUAUUUAUUAACUACUUGUUCUGAUGCAUCCAUUGCUGGCAAUGGAGUUUCUGCCAGAAAAGAAAGCCACAACAACCAGCGCAUCUUUGGUGGGAAAAGGUUUGCCAAACUGAAGCUAACAGCUUGGUAUUUAUUCACUGUUCCUAAACAUAAUAAAUUAUUAUAAAUGUAA
Molecule: messenger RNA, 3062 nt
Organism: Tympanuchus pallidicinctus (lesser prairie-chicken)
Lineage: Eukaryota; Metazoa; Chordata; Aves; Galliformes; Phasianidae
Gene: AGGF1
Product: angiogenic factor with G-patch and FHA domains 1
Exons: 14
Coding region: 16-2121 (701 amino acids)
Molecular function (GO): protein binding; nucleic acid binding
Source: RefSeq, a predicted model, not a curated record